UUCAUUCUAUCUAUAGCUACAUUCAAACUUGGAAUAUACAUAUUAGGGAAAAAAGAUGGACUUUUCUCUAAAUAUUAUGGAACCAAUUAGUACUUCAAUGAUAUUAUUUGCUUUAAGUGUGGUUUUUUCUAGUUUCAUGGUAUCAUUUUCUCAGACGAAAAACCUUGGUAUUGUCAAAGAACCAAUUUCCUUCCCAAGAAAUUUCUUGUUUGGAACAGCCUCUUCUUGUUACCAGUUUGAAGGAGCUUUCCUUAGUGAUGGCAAAGGCCUUAACAAUUGGGAUGUUUUUACUCAUGAAGCUGGCCACAUAGCAGAUGGAAGUAAUGGAGACAUUGCUCUAGAUCAUUAUAAUCGAUAUCAGGAGGACAUCAAGCUUAUGGAAGAUAUGGGAGUGAAUAGCUUUCGUUUCUCUAUCUCAUGGGCAAGAAUUCUACCUAAGGGGAUGUAUGGAAGUGUCAAUAUGGCUGGAAUUCACCACUACAAUAAGCUCAUUGAUGCACUCCUACACAAAGGUAUCCAACCAUUUGUCACCUUAGCACAUUAUGACAUACCUCAAGAACUUGAAGACAGAUAUGGAGGUUGGCUAAGUCCCAAAAUACAGAGUGAUUUUGGUUAUUAUGGAGAUAUAUGUUUUAAAUAUUUUGGGGACAAAGUGAAAUAUUGGGUCACUAUCAAUGAACCGAAUGUGAUGGCGGUUCGAGGCUAUAGAUUGGGUACUUUCCCUCCGGUUCGAUGUUCCGGUUCAUUUGGUAAUUGCAGUGUUGGAAAUUCAGAAAAAGAGCCUUUUAUAGCAGCACAUAAUAUGAUUUUAUCACAUGCAGCUGUUGUCACUAUUUACAAAACCAAAUAUCAGAAAAGACAAGGAGGAAUGAUUGGAAUAUCUUUAAAUACUCAGUGGUAUGAACCUUUGAGCAAUUCUUCUCAAGACAAUUUUGCAACUCAGAGAGCUAGAUCUUUUGUUUACAAUUGGUUUUUGGACCCUAUUAUAUUUGGAAAAUAUCCAGAAGAAAUGCAACAAAUUCUGGGAAACAACCUGCCUAUAUUUUCAAGAAAUGAUAUGAAAAAACUGAAAAAUGGCCUAGAUUUUAUUGGCCUAAAUCAUUAUACAGCAGCUUAUAUUAAAGAUUGCUUGUACUCUGCCUGUAAAUAUGGAGAAUAUUCUUGGUCAGAAGGUUCUUAUUUUCGUGCUACACAAAAAGAUGGUGUGUACAUUGGAGAACCUACUACAAUGGAUUGGCUAUUUGUGUACCCUCAAGGGAUGGAAAAGCUUGUGAUGUACAUGAAGGAUAGAUUCAAUAAUACUCCAAUCAUCAUCACUGAAAAUGGUAUUGCAGAGAGUGACAAUCCCAAUUCUACCCUAGAAGAUGCCCUCAAUGACACUCAAAGAGUAGAGUACAUGCAUAGCUACUUGAAUUCCUUGGCAAAUGCAAUGAGGGAAGGUGCAGAUGUGAGGGGGUAUUUUGCUUGGUCAUUGCUGGACAACUUUGAAUGGUUAGAAGGAUAUACAAAAAGAUUUGGACUGCAUUAUGUCAAUUUUACAAAUCUCCAUCGAAGUCCAAAAUUAUCAGCCACUAGGUAUAAGGAACUCAUAUCUAACUUUCAAAGCCAGCUAGCAAGAUAUACAUCAUGAACCGGAGUUUGAGGAGGAGCCACAAUGAUAAGUGCAGAUUCGAUGGAAUUUAAUAAUUUUGACUGUAAAAAUAAUUGUGGUCUAAAAUUUAUAAAAUAAAUUUUUUGAUUCCA
This is a messenger RNA of Solanum dulcamara, 1743 nucleotides long. RefSeq names its product beta-glucosidase 18-like. Gene Ontology annotation, molecular function: beta-glucosidase activity. Gene Ontology annotation, biological process: carbohydrate metabolic process. Bases 56 to 1630 code for a protein of 524 amino acids. The record is from RefSeq and is a predicted model, not a curated record. The transcript is spliced from 12 exons. Lineage: Eukaryota; Viridiplantae; Streptophyta; Magnoliopsida; Solanales; Solanaceae.